UUACUAGUAGAGUAAACAUGUCGAGUGACUUCAUUAAGAAACUUGAAGAUCAGUCUGAUGUUGUUUUGAGAAAAACCAAAGAUUAUCUCCCCUUCCUAUCAAGAUUAUGCCUUGUUGCAACAUUUCUUGAAGACGGAGUGAGAAUGUGGUACCAAUGGAAGGAGCAAAGCAACUACAUAAACCACCAUUGGAACUGUGGCGCCUUUAUUGCUAACUCCUUUGUUAUUUACAAUCUUCUUGGACAGAUCAUACCAUCAGGUUUGGUAUUAGCAAGAAAGUAUGUGAAGAUAUGUGUAGGAGUACUAUUUGGUGUUGUCCUCACACAAACUGUUGGUUAUGGAAUUCUCUUCGACGUCCGAUUUUUGCUCAGAAAUGUAGCACUAAUGGGUGGCCUUGUGUUACUGCUAGCAGAGGAUAUGGGUGAAGCUAAAACCAUGUUCGCUGGUGUUCCUACUAUGGGAGAGAAUAAGCCUCAGAACUACAUGCAACUAGCUGGAAGAGUGCUUAUUUGCCUUAUGUUCCUUACUUUGCUCGGCGAAAUGAGCUUUGAUAACUUCUUCACUGAGAUUGUCCGAGCUGUGGAGAUCAUUGUUGGACUGCCUCUGAUGAUAUGUGUCUGCAUUGGCUACAAAACGAAGCUAGCUAGCUGUGUUCUAGUUGUAUGGCUCUUCAUCAUCAAUCUCUAUCUCAACCCCUUCUGGAUGUACAACAAAAGUAGAGCUAUGCACGACUUCGUCAAAUAUGACUUCUUUCAGACGUUAUCAGUUAUUGGCGGUCUACUCUACGUCAUCACACUCGGUCCUGGUGGAGUCAGUUUUGAUGAGCACAAGAAAAACUGGUAGAGAGAAAAACUCCUGACGAUGAGGAUCUCAUUUCCUGCUAUUACUUACUGCUAAUUAUCGCUAAUUAGUAAUGAUUAUCGCUAAUUAGCAGGGAUUUCUAUUAAUUGUUGCUGGACAAUUUCGGGGGUUAAAUAAUUUAAAUUCUAAUUUCAUGAGCAGCUACUGGUCUGUCGACUAAUAUUUUAAAGGUAUUUGAAUGGAGCUUUUUAAGAUUUUUGAUGGUUUUAAAUUUUGUCACAAUAAGAAUAUGGAUUUAAAUAACCAACUGUAAGUUUAAUGAAGCGUCAUGUAGAUUAUCAGAAUUUCAAACUUUGAAUCCUGCCCUCAACAUCACCACUUACCACUACUCACCACUACUCACCACUACUCACCACUACUCACCACCACUACUCACUACUACUCACUACUCACUACUCUCGCAUUGUAAUGUAGAGAAUAACACUUGUAUUGGUUUUCAAGCAGUCUGUUCCUUACCCUCAUUAACUAGCCAAGCACUUUCUCAACCUUUAAUUGAAGAAAACCUACAAAGUGGCUAGUACUAAUUGCCUAGUUCAUACUCAGCUAACUCAUGUUAUGUAGUGCAGAUUUUCUCACGGUUGCUUCCGGACCUGAGAAACAAAUAAUUUAAGAUCCUGAUAAGUUUGAUCCUCGGAAAUCAAGUCGAUUUCUGGGAUUGUAUUUAUAAUAAUAUCAGGCCGAUUAUAGAAUAUAGAUGCACUUACAUUUAAUUCACAUAAGGUAAGUCAUGUGUAAAGUGUUGUUUAUGUUUGUGUAAUUACUGUGUCUACACACUCUACUGUAAACAUCGCACAUCACUGCAC
Molecule: messenger RNA, 1663 nt
Organism: Bolinopsis microptera
Lineage: Eukaryota; Metazoa; Ctenophora; Tentaculata; Lobata; Bolinopsidae
Product: surfeit locus protein 4-like
Exons: 7
Coding region: 18-842 (274 amino acids)
Biological process (GO): Golgi organization
Cellular component (GO): endoplasmic reticulum-Golgi intermediate compartment; endoplasmic reticulum; membrane
Source: RefSeq, a predicted model, not a curated record